Molecule: messenger RNA, 1161 nt
Organism: Lachancea dasiensis
Lineage: Eukaryota; Fungi; Ascomycota; Saccharomycetes; Saccharomycetales; Saccharomycetaceae
Source: the annotation of a GenBank genome assembly
AUGGCUUUUUUUCGCGCAGCUAAGAGAGUCAUUUGUCGACGGCAUCACACUUUUGCCUUGCUGGACACCAAUGAGCUCAUUUCGAGAGGCAUUCCGGUUGAAGGAGGGACCGUACCUAGUCGAGAUUUUUUGGAGUGGAUCAGCAUCGAAAAAAUAGGAUCGCAGAACUUCUUCGCUCCCCGCAACCUAACGCAACAACAUUUGAUGCCGUCUCUUUCACAAUUCGAGCAGAUACUGGCACAUUGCAUGGCCAGAUGGCUAGCCGUGGACUAUAAGCUUAAUUCGUAUCCUUACUUCGAUCUGAAUAUCUUGACGGUAUAUACAGAUCUGCACCAAUCACUUCGACUGUCACGAUCCAUCUUGAAUUAUUUCAAACACACAACGCCUGACGAUUUAUAUCAACGCGUCCAUUGUUUCUUGUUGCCGCUCCAUAGCAACAACCUUUUGGGAAGAAACAUGAAAGUAUCUGUCCCUGACGAUAAAAUCACUGUAUUGCAGGACGGCAUUUUAUCAUUCCCCCAAUCACUGUGGAUUGAAGACCCUGUGUAUAUAAUUAUGGCCAACGACGUACUACGACAUUUACCCCAGGAUUAUGUCCGCAAAAACUCAAAAAAUGAGUGGGAACAGCGUUUUACAGAUAUUUACCCCGAUGCGACUCGUUGUGAAAGGUUCAGCAAGUCCGUUGACUAUUUGUGCCAGAUAACCCUUGACACGUUGCAACCAAGGUUGAAUGCCAGUGGCAUUCAGGAAAGCUAUAUCCCUUCCCGCUUGCUGCAGCUUUUUCAGCUGCUACAUAACUGUGCUCCUGAACACAAACUUUUGGCAAUGGAUGCCGCCCUGAGCCCUGCUUCUUCCAUUUACCAACAACUACUAUCAAGAUUACUUUCGGGAGAUGAGAAAUUUCGAUCGAGUGUAGCAUGUGGUCCAGAUAAUUCAAUAUCAAGCGAGGCAGCGACUACCUUCAUAUCGGACUUUGCAGAAUUGCGAAGAAUCUAUGUUGCAACCAGUAACGGUACUAAAACAUGUCAGUCACAGACGCUCAACUCCUUUACCGACAAUUGGAUUGACAUAGAAGAGACUGAGCAAAUACUGGGGCUGCACGAUCUUCAUCUGAAAGCUCAAUGGAUGAAAGACUCAGGUAUUGACGUUCUGUAUAGCUGA